Penicillium concentricum is the source of this 645-nucleotide messenger RNA. Its product is annotated as Aminoglycoside phosphotransferase. The transcript has a single exon. The record is from RefSeq and is a predicted model, not a curated record. Lineage: Eukaryota; Fungi; Ascomycota; Eurotiomycetes; Eurotiales; Aspergillaceae. The coding region runs from base 1 to 645 and encodes 214 amino acids.
AUGCUCCUGAUUUCCCACCAUCCAUCCCUAAUUGAUUAUGAGGGACCGAAGUUAGAUGGAUUUGCUCAACCUGUUCUCCCUGAAAAUAUCAAAACACUUGACCCCGAGGCCAAAAAUGCUGCAAAGAACUUGUUUCUUUCGCAGUCUUUAAGGCUUACCUAUGAGAUAGAGGUGCAAAGAGCUGCACCCGAGCUGUUGCAUACAUUUCGUCACAGAGAGACAUUGCCUGGCCAAAUACUGGGAGCGAUUGGGUCCACAUACGACGAUGGAGAACCAUACGUACAAAGCUUACUUGCGGAUAUCACUGAAGAACAUGCCUGGAAGCAGGUGGUUGGGGUGGAUGAAAAUGACAAUCCCAGCGUGUUAUGCCCUUUGAAGUAUUCAGAGCAAGAUAAGGCAAAGUUCAAGGCUGAGUAUGCUAAGUGUGAAAAGGACGUCGAAAGGAAGUCACGAGUACUUGAAGAGAUAGGUGUCUAUAUAGGCUGGAAUGGUGCAGUGUCUCCUCAUGAUUACAACGAAGUAGUGAGGAGACUUGCUGUGGCAAAGCAGAAUUUCCUGACUCGGGAGUCGACAAACAAACAAGAGAGAGAGCGAUAUAGGAGAAGGCCUGGCCGUUUCAAGAUUUUGUGUGAAAUGAUUACCUAG